Messenger RNA from Dermochelys coriacea (leatherback sea turtle), 1398 nucleotides. RefSeq names its product single-pass membrane protein with coiled-coil domains 1 (gene SMCO1). The record is from RefSeq and is a predicted model, not a curated record. Bases 190 to 900 code for a protein of 236 amino acids. Lineage: Eukaryota; Metazoa; Chordata; Testudines; Dermochelyidae. The transcript is spliced from 3 exons.
GGACAGCGCCGGCCGGUGCCGGUCGGCCCUGCACAGUCGCUAUCGCCGCGCGGGUGCCCCGGCCCUGCAGCGAUCCCGGCGGCGCAGCACGAGCCGCCAGCCCUGCCCCCCGCGGAGGCGGUUCGGCCGCUGGGAGCCUGUGGCGAGGCCCCGCUCACCUUGCCCUUGUAGGUGGGCACGUUGCAGAGGAUGUCGGUGCGCAGCGCCUCCUCGGCCAGGCUGCGGGCGGCCAGGCUGCGCCACACCUCGCUGUUCUCGUCACCGUGCAGGACGCGGUGCCACAGCCGGCAGACCAGCGCGCAGCUGCGCAGCUCCCGCAGCUCUAGGGUGGAAAACAGGCUGCAGAUUGUGGAGACUCAGUUCAAAGAGCUGAACUCUGCCAUGGAUAAACUGUCACAGAAGCUGCAGUUUCAGGAUAAAAUCCUGGAGAAGCAGGUGGAUGAGGAUGAGAUGUGGAUAUCCUUGCUGGAGGACAGGUUCACUUCAGUGGAGAUAAAUCUUUUCUACAGCUAUAUCAGUGAAAUGCUUUGCUGCUUGCAUUCCCGUGUCAGAGUGAAGCUGCCAGAUCUGGCGGGAGGCCUCCCCACUUUAGCCUCUGUCAUGAGGCACAAAGGCAAGAACCAGAAAAUUAGACUAGUGUGGGAAGCAGUGCUGGAGAUGCUGGGGCUGCAAGAACGAGAUGUCCUAGCUCUAUGCACCUUUUUCAUCAUACAUUGCUCUGAAGCACAGUAUUAUCCAGCUAACCAGAGGCAAAAGUACACCAGUGAUAUCUGCACAAUGAUAACCAAGGUCGUGAAGAACCAGAUCCUUCGAGAGAGCCUGCUGUGUGCUGUGCAGGUGGUAGAAAAUGGCAGAGCACAGAGGGAUCCAAAAGAGAAAGUAACCCUUUUCCAAAAAUAACGUAUGUGGCAGAUUUCUUAAAACUCCCUUACCCACUUAGGACAAACAAGCUUACAACCUAAACAGGUUCCUAUAUAAACAUGCAAUUACAUACCCCAACUACUUCCGUGCAUGUGUAUAUCAACACACAGAUCCAUACGUACAAACACUCUCAACCAUGACAUGCUAAUGUGUAUCAUGAGUCUGAAAAGCCAGGCAGAUUCUCAGAAUCAAUACACCAGUCAAAAAGAUUUUCAUCACCAUCAUGUACAAGCUCAGUAUGUACACGUAAAUGUGUAGCCAGAGGCUGCUGGGAAGGACACAAAGAUUCUUCUGUCUCUCCUCUAAAAGAUUUUGACACUUGCAUAAUGCUGAAUAGUUCAAAUGCCAAUAUUUUCCAGCAUAAAAUCUGCUUUGCUGUACUUUGUAUUCUCAUUGCAUGUCUAUGAAAGCUGUAAACUGUAGUAUGCAACAGAGACACUAAUUUCUUGUAAUAAAACUUUUUGGUUUAUUGUUUAA